AUGAAGUAUCUCAACACCCACUAUCGAGACAAGGGAUCGGCAAUCGUUUAUGCAAAAGCCUUAGGGCUGCAGGAUAUAUUUGAGGAGGUUAAUCAGAAGUCCAUCUACGUUCGCUAUGUCAAGGGCGUUCUCAAGGGCGAAUAUGACGAUCAUCGCGUGUUCAAUGGCUUGCUUGCAGCCAUUGUCGAUGGACGUGAAUGCAGUCAAGCCGGCAAAGGACUUCAAAAUAUGCAAUAUGCACCUAGUCUCGAUAAAUUCUCACAUAUAGCUCUUAUUGAGAGCCCAGGUGUGUAUAGGUUUAUGGCACAACAUUUCAAUCUUCAUAGUGCACGUAGUUUCAAGAUGAAACAAGCAGCCAUGCCUCGCUUUCCAAGUACAAUAAGUGCAGCAACAUACGAUUGUGUCCGACAUAUGCUUAAGGCUUUAGAUUACAAUGGCCCUCUAGGCAUCAGCUGCGAUGACACUAAGCUACAUGCCACGCUGCGGACGUACUGGGACAGCCAGGCGGACCAGCACUUCUUAGUCGGUCACACGGGUGACCCUAUGCCCAUUGCUAAUCCCCAAGAACUGCAGGAGAUUCUGCGCUCAGCGGAGCUCGAGAAAGCCACAAAGUUAUGGCCUUCCACGUCACUCAACCCAUAA
Molecule: messenger RNA, 642 nt
Organism: Heterobasidion irregulare TC 32-1
Lineage: Eukaryota; Fungi; Basidiomycota; Agaricomycetes; Russulales; Bondarzewiaceae
Exons: 3
Coding region: 1-642 (213 amino acids)
Source: RefSeq, a predicted model, not a curated record